Molecule: messenger RNA, 1005 nt
Organism: Phanerochaete carnosa HHB-10118-sp
Lineage: Eukaryota; Fungi; Basidiomycota; Agaricomycetes; Polyporales; Phanerochaetaceae
Exons: 3
Coding region: 1-1005 (334 amino acids)
Source: RefSeq, a predicted model, not a curated record
AUGCUGAGCACAUGCCCCGAACUGUGUAAAGCCAUUCGACAUCUUGUCUACAAGACCUUCUCACGCCACCUGGACCCUAGCUUUGAGCACCUUCACUGGCUCGCACAGCUCCUGGAGUACAGUCUGAAGAUGUUCAACCACCUCGCUGAUUACCAGAUACCCUUCACAUCUAGAGACUUCCUACGCUGCUCUGCUACCCCUCGGGAAACCUCGGUCCCCUUCACCCAGUUUAAACAAAGUUUAUCCACGCAGUUUACGAUGCCAAAGGAUUUACCUGCUUGUCCCCCUCACUCCGUUUUCCAGCAGUACAAGCACUCUGCCGGCUACGCGCCCGCCUCUGGCAACGCCAACGACCCCGUCGAGACCGUCCCAUAUGGUAAACGCCGCGGCAAAGAACUACGCCCGCCGACUCCAGCGCUCACUCUCUCAUUCCCACCGAACUCACACGAGGGUAGGCACCUACGUCGCGAACAGUUCCGCGAGUGCUAUGCGACCGACAAGGCCAACUUCGAGCAGCAUCUAGCUGCACGCGAAAUUCAACAGGCGCGCGAACGGAUCCUCGCCGGUCUGUCGAAGCCGACACUCAAGCAGCGUCUCGCUGCCAUCCCAUCGGUGACACAUACGCCGAUUGCCCCGAAGCUGAUACUCAUCGACUUCGACAAGCACACUCCUGCCAACCUCGUCCGCAUCUUCACACCAAAGUUCGACGGCACGCUCAAACGCAUCGACGUCUUCGAGACUCUCAAGCUCGACGACCUCAACUCCGACCAAGUCCGCAAUCUCCGCCGACUCAUCGAGCAGCUCACGCGCAUCAAGCGCUGCCUAGCGGACGUCUGUAACGUCGUCAAAUACGAGAAGUGGCGCAAGUGGGAAUUAGGGUGCAGAGGAAUAGGGGAUAUCUCAUUCAAAGGGCUACGCAAGAACAAAGCCCGGAUUGUACAAGCGCUUAGCGCAGUUUACGUGAACAGAUAUUUUGACGCAGUUAGGUUUUAUGAGAACAAAUAG